AAAUUCCCAAGUGCCUCUCUCUAGUCUAUACUAGUCUCAAGCCAUAUCAACUUCCUUCACAUUCAAUAUUUAUCUCUACAACUCAUUCCCAUCUUUUCCUCAAACAUGGUGCUUUUGUCUAAACCAGCUACUGAAUGCUGCUCUAGUUAUAGCAGAAACCUCAAACUCUCCAAGUCAUCCUCCUCUGGAAUCCCUGUCAUAGACCUGUCCAAACCAGACUCCAAGCAACUCAUUGUGAAGGCUUGUGAGGAGUUUGGAUUCUUCAAAGUCAUCAACCAUGGUGUUCCUAUGGAUUUCAUUAACAGAUUGGAAUCUGAGGCCAUCAAAUUCUUUUCCUUGCCAGAUUCUGAGAAAGAAAAAGCAGGUCGUGCUGAUCCAUUUGGAUAUGGCAGCAAGCAUAUUGGGAGAAAUGGUGAUGUGGGCUGGGUUGAGUACCUUCUACUUAAAGCCAACAUAGAAGCCAAUUCUGACAGAUUCAAAUUAGUCUAUGGAACAAACCCAGAUGAGUUUCGUUCUGCUCUGAAUGAUUAUAUUCAAGCUGUGAGGACUAUGGCUUGUGAGAUUCUUGAACUGAUGGCAGAAGGAUUGAAUAUUGGGCCAGGGAAUGUGUUCAGCAAGUUCUUGUUGGAUGAACAGAGUGACUCUUUAUUCAGGCUCAAUCACUACCCACCAUGCCCAGAGCUUCAAGGUUUGAGUGAACACAGUGACAGAAAUGUGGUUGGAUUUGGAGAGCACACAGACCCUCAAAUCAUUUCCAUACUAAGAUCCAACAACACCUCUGGCCUCCAAAUUUUGGGAGAUGGCACUUGGAUUUCAGUGCCUCCAGACCAGUACUCCUUCUUCAUUAAUGUUGGUGAUUCUCUAAAGGUUUUGACAAACGGGAGGUUUCAAAGUGUGAGGCACAGGGUUUUAGCAAAUGGGUCAAAAUCAAGGGUUUCGAUGAUCUUCUUUGGGGGAUCACCCUUGACUGGAAAAAUAGCUCCAUUGCCAUCUAUCAUGAAAGAAGAGGAACAGAGCAUGUACAAAGAGUUCACAUGGUUCGAGUACAAAACUGUUUGCUACCACUCAAGAUUGGCUGACAAUAGGCUUGGACACUUUGAGAGAAUUGAGGCCUCUUAAAAUAAAACCAAAUCUAUAAAAAAGAAAAAGAAAAA
Messenger RNA from Fragaria vesca subsp. vesca, 1154 nucleotides. Its product is annotated as gibberellin 2-beta-dioxygenase 1-like. Lineage: Eukaryota; Viridiplantae; Streptophyta; Magnoliopsida; Rosales; Rosaceae. The record is from RefSeq and is a predicted model, not a curated record. The transcript has 3 exons. The coding region runs from base 106 to 1119 and encodes 337 amino acids. Gene Ontology annotation, biological process: gibberellin catabolic process; response to light stimulus.